This is a messenger RNA of Erythranthe guttata (spotted monkey flower), 3528 nucleotides long. Lineage: Eukaryota; Viridiplantae; Streptophyta; Magnoliopsida; Lamiales; Phrymaceae. The record is from RefSeq and is a predicted model, not a curated record.
GAGGUUAGAGAGAGAAAGAGCGAGAGAGAUCAUAAGUUUCGGGAAGUACUUGAAAAUCGGCACAUUGUUCUUCCGAAGGUAAAAAAUUCCGACACCCCUUUUUCUCAUGCUAUAAUCAAGAAACAGGAAAUAGAAAAAAAAUAAUAUGACAUUCUUGAAUUUGUAGCGGUUAUCUGUGUUACCCACGAUCAAGGCUGGUACAGGCAUUGAGGAAGUGCCCGCUUGAUCGUGUACCAGCCUUCCUUUCCCUUCUUCGUCUCGAGAAUCUCGACUUUUUUUGUUUUUCGUUUCGAGAUAAAGAAGGGAAAGAAAGCUUGGAAUUUCGAAGGCUGGUUGGUUUGUAGAAAAAAAAAUAAAAAAUAAAAAUGAGUGUUGUUUCGGGUGUGAUCUCGAGGCAAGUUUUGCCGGCAUGUGGCAGCCUUUGUUUCUUUUGCCCCUCUAUGCGUGCUAGGUCUCGGCAGCCUGUCAAGAGGUACAAAAAGUUGAUUUCCGAUAUUUUCCCCCGAUCGCAGGAAGAAGAGCCGAACGACAGGAAGAUCGGGAAACUAUGUGAAUAUGCUGCGAAAAAUCCUUUGCGUAUUCCAAAGAUUGCAGAGUCCCUUGAGCAAAGAUGCUAUAAGGAGUUGAGAAACGAAAACAUUCGAUCGGUGAAAAUUGUCAUGUGUAUUUACCGGAAAUUGUUGGUAUCUUGCCGGGAGCAAAUGCCUUUGUUUGCGAAUAGUGUAAUGACGAUCAUGCAAACCUUGCUUGAUCAAGCAAACCAAGACGAGAUGUUGAUUAUCGGAUGUGAAUCGCUCUUUGAGUUUGUAAACAAUCAGGUCGGUGUCUUUCACAUGCAAUUUACUAAUUAUUUAUUAUUUCCGAUUCAUCAGAUUGUUUCAGUAGUGUUGGAAAAUUACUGUGGUCAGAGUAAAGAAUCCGACGGGCCCACGCAAAGUCGUUGGGUGCAAGAAGUACAUAAAACCGAAGGGCAUAUCUCUCCUUCACCGGAUGUUGCAUUGAAAGUUCCUUCUUGGAAAAUGAUUGUAAACGAUAAAGGACAACUCAAUGUGGCAGACGAGGACUCGAAGAACCCGUGCUUUUGGUCUAGGGUAUGCCUUCAUAACAUGGCCAAGCUCGGAAGAGAAGCUACGACAAUGCGCCGUGUUCUAGAAUCUUUGUUUCGAUAUUUCGAUAAUGGGAAUUUGUGGCCGAUCAAAGAUGGGAUUGCUUUUCCUGUGUUAAAAGACAUUCAGCUUUUGAUGGAUGAUUCCGGGGAGAAUACGCACUUGUUGCUGUCGAUAUUAGUGAAGCAUCUAGAUCAUAAAAACGUACUUAAGCAACCGGAAAUGCAGCUCGACAUUGUCCAGGUGGCGACUGCACUUGCUCGGCUGACAAACGUACAGUCAUCGGUGGCUGUUGUGGGUGCCGUGAGUGAUGUCAUGCGGCAUUUGCGUAAGAGCAUCCACUCUUCGCUCGACGAUGCGAAUCUUGGACAGGAUUUGAUUAAGUGGAAUAAAAAAUUCCGUGAGGCGGUCGAUGAGUGUCUGGUUGAGCUUUCGUCGAAGGUUGGAGAUGCUGGUUUGAUUCUCGAUGUUAUGGCUUCUAUGUUGGAGAAUAUUCCGAGCGUCACUGUUAUAGCUAGAACGACUGUUUCGACUGUUUAUCGCACUGCUCAAAUUAUUGCCUCUUUGCCGAAUUUAUCGUAUCGAAAGAAGGCAUUUCCGGAGGCAUUAUUCCAUCAGUUACUUCCAGCAAUGCUCCAUCCAGAUUACGAAACACGAAUAGGAGCUCAUCAAAUUUUCUCAGUCGUACUCGUGCCAACUUCCGUUUCGCCACAAUCAGAUUCGUCUUUUUCCGACGACUCAAAAAAGAAGAUAGAUUUCCCAAGAACGCUCUCGCGUACAGUUUCCGUAUUCUCAUCAUCGGCCGCCCUAUUCGAAAAGCUCAGAAAUCAAAGGAAUAAUCUCGUUGAGCUGAACAAACAAAAAGCUUCGGACGAAAAUAAUAAUAACAAUAAUAAUACGAGUGGAGUAAUGAACAGAAUUAAGUCAACUUACAGCCGAGCGUACAGCAUCAGAAAUUCGCCUGCACCAGAUGCUGCUGCUGAUUCUUUGGCCAAAUCGAAUAAAGAAGCGAAUGCUGUGCCUCUUAGAUUGAGCAGCCACCAAAUAACCUUUUUGUUUUCGUCUAUUUGGGCUCAAUCCAUUUCUCCGGCUAACAUGCCUGAAAAUUACGUUGCCAUUGCUCACACUUACAGCUUGGUUUUGCUCUUUUCUCGAGCCAAGAACUCGUACCGUGAUGCUCUUAUUCGAAGUUUCCAGCUGGCAUUUUCGUUAAGGAGUGUUUCUCUCGCUGCUGGAGGGAAGCUUCCACCAUCAAGAAAAAGAUCACUCUUUAUACUGUCAACUUGUAUGAUUAUCUUUUCGUCGAAGGCUUACAACAUUCUUCCACUCGUCCCACUAGUCAAAGCUACACUCUCCAAUAAAAUGGUUGAUCCAUUUAUGUGUUUGGUAGCAGAUUCGAAGUUGCAGAUUACCGAAACGGGGCAUCCUAAAAUCAAUUACGGAUCCAAAGAAGACAAUUGUUCCGCUGUCUCGAUGUUCGUAGGAGACGAUGAUUCCUUUCCAGAUUCUGUAGGAAAUAGCCAACAUAAUUCACAAUUAACCAUUGAAAAUCCGAAUUUCCUAAGCGUCGAUCAACUUCUACAAUCCGUUUUGGAGACAGCUCACAACGUAGGAAGAAUGUCGGUUAGCACCGCCCCCGAUGCUUCUUACAAAGAAAUGGCCAAUCAUUGCGAAACGCUUUUAAUGGGGAAGCAACAAAAAAUGUCGUAUUUGGUCAACGCGCAAAAUAGACAAGGGAAUUUGUUGACCGUAUCUUCAAUUGAAGUCAACAACAAGCAAAUGGUGUCGCACGACAAUAGCUCACAUAAGAGUGGAAAUUCAUUUGCGGACCAGAAAGUACAUGGAGUUGCGAUUAGACAAGCGAGUAACACCGGAUUACCGUGUGCCGCUGAAGUACAGAAUUAUCCUAGCUCGUUCAGACUGCCAUCUUCGAGUCCGUACGAUAACUUUCUCAAAGCUGCUGGAUGUUGAUAAGUACGUACGGCAAAAAAAUAUCGGGGUAUCGCAUUUCACUGUAAGCAAGCAAAAUCUCACGAUUAGAAUAUCGUCAUAGUAUAUAUAAUACGCAUUUGCCACAAGAUAAAUUAAAAAGCCACAUUCACAUAGUUUUUUGGCUGAAUUUUUUUGCACAUUCUUGAAAUUAAAUUCUUUCUAUUAUUUCAAUUUUUUUUCGUUUUUCUUUUCUUUCGUGUACGACACAUGGCGGUGCACCGAAGGGGGCAUAAUCGAAAAGUUUUUUUUUUUUUUAAUUAGCAAGAGUUGAGGUUUUGUAGUGCUAGUUUAGACCCUUGUUUGGACAAUCUUUAUUUAUUUGUAUUUAAAUAAUUUUUUGUUAAUGUUUUUCCUUAUUAUUUGGAAAUGUUUGUAAUAAGUGCACUAUAAUGAGUUCUUGUUGCAAUGAUAAUCCAUCUCUUACUACCAA